UGUGUUUAUUUAUCUCUCUAUCUAUCUAUCUUAGAAUAUGAGCAAAACAUGGGUUCUGGUUGAAUGGAGGGAGGAGCCACCCACCUAUGACAUUGUCCCUAAAAAGGACAUACUGAAAAAAAAGUUUGAACUUGGGGAUGUUGUGGAUGUUGCCUACGAGGAUGAAAGUUCACCAGCCACAAUUAUAGACAUUGAUGAGAACAAAGAAACCCUCAGGAGGAGGAUGUUCGGGCUAGAGGGAAAAAGAAGAAAACAGCCAUGUGUGCCAAAUGUAGAAAAAAGAGUGGCAAAGAAAAUUUACACUCCAACUCAGUCCCCAUCAUCUGAUGCAGAGCCUCCAUUGAAACAACAAGUCAUUCACAGAAAGAAUAUUAUAUUAAUGCAAGAGAUAAACAGCAUGGACAGUCAGGCUGAAGAGUCAAGCAGGGAAACUCAGCUACAGCAAGAAAUUCUUCGAUUACAGAAAGAAAAUGAAAAUCUACAUGCCCUGAAUAUAUCUCUGCAACAAAAAAUUCUUCCAGUGCUAGAAUCCAUGAGCCAGAACAUUACACUUGGAACAGACACUCUCAACAACCAAAAAUCAAGAGAAACAAGAGAAUUCAAGCCGCAAAAAUCCCCCUGAAAAGGUGAAUAAUAAAAUAUUUCUUUGUUCAUAUAUAUAUUCAUGUGCAGUGCUGUGCAGAAGUCGUAGAAGGCAUGUUAACUUCAUGUACAAUUUAUUUUUGUAACUGAAUCCAAAUUUGGUAUGAACAACCCUUUGUCUUUAAAAAAAAUUAGCACACUAAAGAAAAAGAUGUAACUUUUUGAAUGAAGAAUCUAACAGGCCAUAGCACUUAUAGCAUAUAUGUAGUCUAUGUUACAUGCUUUUAAUUUUAGUGUCCUUAACUUUUUUUUUAUUUUAUUUUAUUUUUUUGCAGACACAGGGGCUAGGAAUUAGUCCUACUGUCCCGGCAAGUUGUGGACGGGGUGGCACAUCAUGUUCUGCCAUGGUUAAAGAUCUGGCAGUGGCAGUGUUUGGGCGAGAGACGCUGGCUACUCAUGGGCUGUCUGGAAGAGCUAGCAAUGCAAACUAAGACACUACAGCAAAGCUAGUUCUUGAUCAAGACAAAGUUAUUCUUAUCUUGGGUGAGUUAAAUGUCCUUUUUUUUUUUUUUUUUUGCACAAACAUUAUGUUACAGUGCAAAAUUGUAAUGAUUGAUAAGUGAAAUUGCAUUUACAGACACGGUAAAGAAGAAAUUUCCAAAUGUUCCAACAAAGUUUAUCAGGGCAGCACUCAGAGAAAAAUUAAAUGAUGAGCACAAGUUACGAAUAAGGUAAUAAUUUGUGGCAUACACACACACAUACACUUGUAUUGGUUGUUUACGGGGACUCUCCAUAGGCGUAAUGGUUUUUAUACUGUACAAACUGUAUACUGUACAAAAUGUGUGUGUUUUUUAAGCUUUCUGAACUAUGGGGACCUAGGCAGUGUCCUCAUAAACCUUCACAUUUUAAUACCUCUGUCAUACCCAUGUCAAAAUUGUGUCCCCAUAAACCACCCAAACCAGAGCGCACACACACACACACACGUUGGAUUUUCAUGUUUUAUGGGCGCAUUCCAUAGACGCAAGGUUUUAUAAUGUACAUACAAGCUUGUUUCCUCAUUGGGACCAAAAAAAAGACAUAACGUUGGGAAUACCAGGACCACACACACACCAUAUUUUAAAACAUCAAUGCAUCUUUUCUUUUUGCAGGAAAAUGGAGUAGAUGCCACCUUCUGGCUGUGAAUUGGACUCUCCUUCGCUCUGCUUUAACAAUUUCAAUAAAUUAAAUUGUGAAAAUACAUUAUUUCCUUAUGAAGUUAUUUCUCCUGCAGGUAUCUUGCAGAAGACAAUUUGUAACUCCUGCAUAACAUCAUAUAGUUCCUGCAGGAUUAUUGUGCAGGAUAGAUAUGUUUCCAAUGUCACUGUUUUAAAACAUUAAGUCACAUUAAGCGUUUUAGAAUGUCCCA
Messenger RNA from Onychostoma macrolepis, 1987 nucleotides. RefSeq lists its product as uncharacterized. The record is from RefSeq and is a predicted model, not a curated record. NCBI's taxonomy places the organism in Eukaryota, Metazoa, Chordata, Actinopteri, Cypriniformes, Cyprinidae. The transcript has 4 exons. The coding region runs from base 38 to 622 and encodes 194 amino acids.